Rodentolepis nana is the source of this 3585-nucleotide messenger RNA. The record is from the annotation of a GenBank genome assembly. Lineage: Eukaryota; Metazoa; Platyhelminthes; Cestoda; Cyclophyllidea; Hymenolepididae.
AUGUCAGAUUAUUAUGACAAUAUGGAUAUGCAAGAUUUAUCUGACGCCGACUUGAUGUCGGAAAUGCCUCUUAUUGAUGACGAUGAGGGGGAAAUUACGCCAGAUUUAUGGCAAGAGGCCUGUUGGCUCGUAAUAAGCAGCUACUUCGAAGAAAAGGGAUUAGUACGACAACAGCUCGAUUCUUUUGAUGAGUUUAUUCAAACAUCUAUUCAAAAAAUUGUCGAAGAUUCGCCUGAUAUUGAGUUUCAAGCGGAAGCUCAGUAUUCUGGUGGUGUAAUGGAUAAACCUACCCAAUUCAAACUCUCUUUCGAACAGAUAUAUCUCAGUAAAGCAACACAUUGGGAAAAAGACGGAACAUCUUGUCCAAUGACUCCUAGUGAUGCUCGUCUUCGGAAUCUUACUUACGCUGCUCCUCUCUAUGUUGACAUUAAAAAGACUAUUAUUUCCUCUCAUGGGAAGAAUGAAACAAAAUGUGACAAGAAAUUCAUCGGCAAAAUCCCAAUUAUGUUAAAGUCAAGCUAUUGCUUCCUUAAUAAUAUGGGUGAUCGUGACUUGGCCGAGCUAAAUGAAUGUCCUCUUGAUCCAGGUGGUUAUUUCAUUAUCAACGGAUCUGAAAAGGUGUUAAUCGCUCAAGAGAAGAUGGCAACAAACACGGUUUAUGUCUUCCAACAGAAGGACAGCAAAUAUGCCUAUAAGACUGAAAUUCGUUCCUGUUUGGAGCAUAGCUCUCGUCCGGCUAGCACACUUUGGGUUAACAUGAUGGCUCGCGGAGGUAAGGACAAUAACAAGAGAGCCACAAUCGGUCAAAGAAUUGUUGCCAUCUUGCCUUACAUUAAACAGGAGAUUCCUGUUCUUAUUGUUUUCCGUGCACUCGGUUUUGUGGCAGAUCGUGAUAUUCUCGAGCACAUCAUCUACGAUUUCGAGGAUAAUGAAAUGCGUGAAAUGAUCAAACCUUCUCUGGAUGAAGCUUUCUGCAUUCAAGAUCAAAGAGUAGCCCAAAAUUUCAUCGGAUCACGUGGUGCUAGACCAGGUGUAACCAAGGAGAAGCGUAUCAAAUAUGCCAGGGAGAUCCUUCAAAAGGAAACACUUCCCCAUAUUGGUGUUUCGGAUUUCUGUGACACUCGAAAGGCCUAUUUCCUUGGUUACAUGGUACAUCGUCUUCUCCUAACUGCCCUCAAAAGACGAGACGUUGAUGACAGAGAUCAUUAUGGAAAUAAGCGUCUUGAUUUGGCUGGUCCUUUGCUUGCUUUCCUCUUUCGUGGACUUUUCCGUAACCUUACAAAAGAGAUACGUCUCUACGCCCAAAAAUUUGUCGAUAAGGGAAAGGAUUUCGGCCUUGAGAGUGCAAUUCGGAGUGGUAUUAUUACCGAUGGUUUGAAGUACUCUCUAGCCACUGGUAAUUGGGGUGAUCAAAAGAAGGCUAAUCAGGCUCGACCUGGUGUUUCUCAAGUUUUGAACCGUUUGACAUUUGCGUCUACUUUGUCCCAUCUUCGUCGAUUGAAUUCCCCUAUCGGAAGAGAUGGAAAGUUAGCUAGACCUCGCCAGUUGCACAACACUCUCUGGGGUAUGAUCUGCCCAGCAGAAACUCCAGAAGGUUCCGCAGUUGGCUUGGUGAAAAAUCUUGCCCUCAUGGCAUACAUUUCUGUCGGUAGUCAACCCUCACCUAUUUUGGAAUUCCUUGAAGAGUGGAGUAUGGAAAAUCUGGAAGAGGUUGCACCUUCUGCUAUUGGAAAAUCCUGUAAAAUAUUUGUCAAUGGUUGCUGGGUUGGAAUUCACAAUUCGCCUGAUAACCUCAUGGUGACUUUGAGAAAACUUCGACGACAAGUCGAUGUCAUUGUGAGUGAGGUUAGUAUGGUCAGGGAUUAUCGUGAUCAGGAAAUUCGUAUCUAUACUGAUGCGGGUCGUAUCUGUCGUCCUUUGAUUAUUGUGGAGAAGGGUAAUCUUAUGUUGAAGAAAAAGCAUAUUAAAUAUCUGACGGAUACACAUCUCAGUCGAUUUGGCUGGCAAGAACUCGUUUUGAGUGGUGUUGUGGAAUACAUUGAUACAAUGGAGGAAGAAACCACCAUGAUUGCCAUGGGCCCUUCAGAAAUGCAAGCGGCUGUGCACUAUUGUAAAACCCACACUCACUGUGAAAUUCAUCCAAGUAUGAUCUUGGGUAUUUGCGCCAGUAUUAUCCCCUUCUGUGAUCACAACCAGUCCCCUCGUAAUACCUAUCAGAGUGCUAUGGGCAAACAGGCUAUGGGUGUGUAUAUUACAAAUUUCCACACUCGAAUGGAUACCCUGUCCAAUGUUCUAUACUAUCCCCAAAAACCUCUUGUUACAACUCGUUCUAUGGAGUAUCUACGUUUCCGUGAGUUGCCCGCUGGUAUUAAUGCAAUUGUGGCCAUUGCAUGCUACACUGGAUACAAUCAAGAAGACUCCUUGGUUGUUAACGAGAGUGCUAUUCAACGAGGUUUCUUCCGGUCUGAGUUCUAUCGAACCUAUAAGGAUCAAGAAGGCAAAUUUGGAUCAAGACAAACAGAGAGGUUUGAAAAACCAAAUCCUAACGAGUGUGCUGGCAUUAAACGUGCCGUGUACGACAAGCUGGAUGAAGAUGGUCUUAUUCCUCCUGGAAUGCGGGUUUCUGGUGACGAUGUUCUGAUUGGAAAGACGCUUGAAAUCCUUGACCAAGAUGAGGAGACUCAAGUUGGAGAUAAGCGCUUCACUAAACGUGACGCUUCAGUAUUUAUGCGUCGUAGUGAAUACGGCAUAGUUGAUCAAGUGAUGCUGACUUACAAUAACGAGGGCAAUCUGUUCUGUAAAGUGCGGGUUCGAACUACUAAGACACCACAAGUGGGUGACAAAUUUGCCUCCCGCCACGGUCAAAAGGGUACCUGUGGUAUUCUCCUUCGUCAAGAGGAUAUGCCCUUCACUUGUGAAGGUAUCACUCCAGACAUUAUUAUCAAUCCUCACGCUAUCCCCAGUCGUAUGACUAUCGGUCACUUGAUUGAGUGCCUUCAAGGCAAAGUUAGUGCUAAUAAGGGCGAAAUUGGUGAUGCCACUCCUUUCAACGAUACCGUUAAUGUUCGUAAAAUCUCCAAUCUUCUUCGAGAGUACGGUUAUAUGCACACCGGGAAUGAAAUUAUGUAUAACGGUUUCACCGGAAGAAAGCUCAACUCCCAAAUCUUCUUGGGUCCUACUUAUUAUCAGCGAUUGAAGCAUAUGGUUGAUGAUAAAAUCCACUCCCGUUCUCGUGGCCCAGUGCAAAUCCUCAAUCGUCAACCAAUGGAAGGCCGUUCAAGAGAUGGUGGUCUACGUUUCGGUGAAAUGGAGCGUGAUUGUCAGAUUGCUCAUGGUGCAGCGCAGUUCCUUAGAGAGAGACUCUUUUUUGCUAGUGAUCCUUAUCAGGUGUAUGUAUGUAACCUCUGUGGUCUAAUGGCUAUCGCCCAUCAAAGAAACAAAACAUUUGAAUGCCCGGCAUGCCAGAAUACGACUCAAAUCUCGCAAGUUGGACUACCAUACGCCUGCAAACUGCUGUUCCAGGAGCUGAUGGCCAUGUCCAUUGCACCGCGUAUGAUGGUUAACGCGAACCCCGACACAUAUUAA